UUUUGUUUGAAGAAUAAAAUAUUUCAAAUAUCUUUCAAAACAUUCGCCUUUCUCAAAUAAACGCAAACGAAAAGUUUCAUUAAAGGUCGUUUGAAAUCGACCAGCUCUCUCGCUUAAAAUGCUGUCAUCGCAGGUGGCUGUCAGCUAUGCACUCUUUUUCGCAAGCCUAAUGAUCUUGUGUCAACACGCCUUAAGUGCAUUCUCAAAUGAUUUCUGUAAAAUGAAAUGCGGCACUCGUCGACAUACGCUCUGUAACCGGGUGAAAGUUCAUAACUGCAGCUACAAAUCAUACCACAUAUACGGUAGCGCCGAACUGGAAGACUUGAAUCUGCGAAAUCAGCUCAUUAUGGCGCACAAUGGCUUACGCGAACGUAUCGCCAGCCGUGUGCAUGUCGCUGAUAUGGUGCUGAGCAAAUGGAGCAAACAAUUGGCGACAAUGGCGGAAAAUUGGGCACAUCAAUGUCGACCAUAUGAGGAUGAUGAAUGCGCUCACACGUCAUUGCCGAUGAGUGUACAAACUUUGAUCAAUAUUAUGCAUGCAAACCAACGGGAAAUGUUUGUAGCCAUGAACCGCUUUUGUAUCACUUCGCUUUAUUUGCCGCAUGAAUUGCUGCAAAUGGCUUUGAAUAGGUGGUACUUUGAAAAGGAUUACAUGAAAGCGCCCAAGAAACAAAACUUUCACAAUCAAACGUUAGGACUUCUUAGUGGUGAAAAUAAUUUUACGCAUUUAGCCUUUCCACAAAUUAGACGUAUAGGUUGUAGUGUUGCCAGAUAUGACAAUGCGUAUUGCAUAUUUUGUUUGUAUGAUCCCUACUAUAGACAUACCGAGGGUAUGUUGUUUACUCAUGGCAAACCAGCAACGAAUUGUCCAUCGCAAUAUCCCCUGAAAGAUCUCGAUUUUCCAAAGAUGUGUACGCGCAAUAUCUAUCUGGAUCCAGAUGAAUUGAAUCUUGUUGCAGGCAAAAUUCAUAUAUGGAGAUUUUUAUUAAUAAUUAAUUUUAUUCAAUUCUGUUUAUAAUAUUUUAACAAUUUUAAGAUUCGUAUAACUAUUUUUAUGCAUAUUUAAUUAUAUAGUACAACCUUCGUAAA
Molecule: messenger RNA, 1089 nt
Organism: Bactrocera oleae (olive fruit fly)
Lineage: Eukaryota; Metazoa; Arthropoda; Insecta; Diptera; Tephritidae
Product: venom allergen 5
Source: RefSeq, a predicted model, not a curated record